AUGUCUGAAAGGCUGUGGUCCAAGGCCGUUUUUGCUGGCUAUGAGUGGAGUCUCUGGAACCAGGGGGAACACAUGGCUCUUCUUAAAAUUGAAGGUGUUUAUGUGCGAGAUGAAAUUGAAUUCUGUCUAGGCAAGAGAUAUGCUUAUGUGUACAAAGCAAAGAACAACACAGUGACUCCUGGUGGCAAACCAAACAAAACCAGAGUAACUCAUGCUUAUGAAAACAGCAACGUGACUCAUGUCAAAUUCCAAAGUGACCUUCCUGCUAAAGACAUUGGCCAGAGAAUCAGUGUGGUGCUGUAUCCCUCAAGGAUUUAA
Lontra canadensis (Northern American river otter) is the source of this 318-nucleotide messenger RNA. Its product is annotated as 60S ribosomal protein L35a-like. The record is from RefSeq and is a predicted model, not a curated record. Gene Ontology annotation, cellular component: cytosolic large ribosomal subunit; ribosome. The transcript has a single exon. NCBI's taxonomy places the organism in Eukaryota, Metazoa, Chordata, Mammalia, Carnivora, Mustelidae. The coding region runs from base 1 to 318 and encodes 105 amino acids. Gene Ontology annotation, biological process: cytoplasmic translation; ribosomal large subunit biogenesis. Gene Ontology annotation, molecular function: structural constituent of ribosome.